AAGAUGUCGGAGUUAGAAAACACCUUCCGCAAAUUUGCAGUAUAUGGUUAGACAUCUGCCAGCGGCAAUGAAAUGACAGGGAAAAACUUCUCCAAGAUGUGCAAAGAGUGUGGGGUGACGGAUGGGAAAUCUGUGACCAGCACUGACAUUGACAUCGUAUUCCACAAAGUCAAAGCCAAGGGUGCCCACAACAUCACCUUUGCUGAGUUCCAGGAGGCCAUGAAAGAGAUCUGCGAAAAACGCUUCAGGGGCAAAUCACUGGAGGAAGCACUGCAGGCUGUGUAUGGCCUCAUCUAGGGGAAGGAGCCCAGCAGCACGAGCACCACUAAAGCCACCAAGGCUGGUGGGGUUGAGAGGCUGACAGACACGAGCAAAUACACCAGCAGCAGCCACAAAGAGCAUUUUGAUGAGAGUGGCAAAGGGAAGGGUCUUGCUAGUCACCGUGAUCUGGCAGAUAACAGUGGCUAUGUUGGACCCUACAAGGGAGCUGGCACAUAUGACCAGACACAUAAGAAAUGA
This is a messenger RNA of Mesitornis unicolor (brown roatelo), 519 nucleotides long. RefSeq names its product tubulin polymerization-promoting protein family member 2 (gene TPPP2). Gene Ontology annotation, biological process: microtubule polymerization; positive regulation of protein polymerization; microtubule bundle formation. Gene Ontology annotation, molecular function: tubulin binding. Gene Ontology annotation, cellular component: microtubule. The record is from RefSeq and is a predicted model, not a curated record. The transcript is spliced from 3 exons. NCBI's taxonomy places the organism in Eukaryota, Metazoa, Chordata, Aves, Mesitornithiformes, Mesitornithidae.